Rhodamnia argentea is the source of this 1251-nucleotide messenger RNA. Its product is annotated as NEP1-interacting protein-like 1. Lineage: Eukaryota; Viridiplantae; Streptophyta; Magnoliopsida; Myrtales; Myrtaceae. Bases 80 to 967 code for a protein of 295 amino acids. The transcript is spliced from 5 exons. The record is from RefSeq and is a predicted model, not a curated record.
GGUGGCUCUCAUCUUGCCCUCUUAAAUGCUGCUUGACAUUAAUCUCUCUCCCUCUCUCCCUCCUUCCCUCCUCCUUUAAAUGCGCUCUUAUUACUUCAUACAUUCCCUAGGCAGCCUCUCUCCCUCUCUCUCUCUCUCUCUGUGCUAUUCAAGAGAGUGUUCUGUUUCAAGACUCACCUCGACGCAGCUCUGGGCUGAUCCCCUCCAGCCAGUCUCGAGUUUGAGGAUGACGAUGAAGAGGUGGGUCUGUGGAGUGCUGAAACAUGUUCAGCUCAGGCUCAAGGAACUACCUGCUGCUUCUUUGUGGGUGGGUGACGGAGCUGGCGCUUCAAGAACUGAGUGUUUCUGCAGAUUCUUGAAGAGAGCUUUACUUGCUGCUUUCACCUGCGCUUUUGCUUUUGGUGGAGCUAUUGUCGGAAUAAUCACAGGAGCGCUAAAGGGACAGACGACGGAGACGGGGUUCGUGAGAGGAGCAGGAAUUGGGGCAGUGGCUGGGGCUGUCACUGCGGUUCAGUUGCUGGAGCUUAUGGUAGAUGGGGAGUCACUUUCUAAGGUUGCGCUCCUGUGCAGCUUAGUGGAUGGGAAAGUAUUCAUGGAAUGGGUAGGCCCUGCAGUGCUCAAAGCCUAUCAAUGGCAGGUGAGCAAUCUGGAAACACCUUAUAGGGAGAUUUCAGACAUUUAUGACACUGCAGAAGAUAAAGGGCUGUCCCUGAAUUGUAUUCAGAGGCUUCCUGAAUACCAUUUCCAGUCUAGCAAGAUGGCCAAGAAAUCUGUUGAUGGACCCUGCUGCUCAAUCUGCCUCCAGGACUUCCAGGAAGGAGAAACUGGAAGAAGGCUUCCAAAGUGCGGGCAUAUUUUCCAUUUGGAGUGCUUGGACGCAUGGCUCGUCCGGCAAGGCUCGUGCCCUAUGUGCAGAGACGAUAUAUGUGAACACGAGAACGCCGACUGUUUCUUGAAUAACUUUUGAGUUCCGAGUCGCGAGGAGAUUUGAGAGGUCUUCUUUCGACAACUUGUAAUAUAUGCGCGCACUGCAACAUCAAGAAGUUGAUUUGCGAAAUGCUUGGGAGACUACACAUUAGGCACAGGAUAUAGAGUUAACGAAUAACUUGACUUUGCUGAGCUAACUUUCAUAUGCUUUGUAACGCAAUCUGCAUUGUAGGACACGAAGACAUGGACCGACUUCAUAGGUCGAAUGCGAUCUCAAAUCAUUAAAUAAUACGAGUUCGAGAAGCAAGCUCUUAAUCUAAGAGC